GAACAGAAGUUAUAGGUGAAAUACUGCCAACAUCAUUUCUACAAAAAGUUGCAUUUUAUUUCAAUAAUGAUUUGGUCUAAAAUACUAUUUGUGCACCGUUUCAAGAUUUAAAAAUAGUUGUAUUCGAUCAUACUCGACAUGCGCUAUCUUUUGAAUACAGAUUGGUUGCUUAUCCGGAAUUAGUGAAAACCGAUCGUGUCCUUUGAGCUCUUAGCUACUUUUCUUGAUAGAGUUAUGAAUUUUUUAAAUUCUUCCAUGUUUUCCUAGGAAAAAUAGAAAAAUCGCGCUAACUUUUGACGGAUGAGUCACCGGCUGAAAUCCUUUUAGGCGUUUUAUUACCUCUAUAUACUGUAUCGAUCGACGUAUAAACCACUGGAAACAGGAGUGAUCACUUCCAUAGGUUUUCUCUUAAAUGUCCUCUUUCCAACUGACUAAUUUUUGUCCGGUAAAAAGCAUAUUUUAUUAGUUUUUCACGAAAUUUUUGGGAUUUCUGUGGAAAUGCAAAUAUCAUAUGCCUUAUGAUGGUGUUAUGAAAAAAAUGUUCACAGGUAUAGACACAUAUAAGGCACGUGUACGACUUGAUGCGCAUCAGAAUUGUCAUGGUCAAAAGCCUAUAGAGCAAUUUUGCUAAAGUUUUAGGGACAGAAACAACUCCUGGCACCUAUGUCAUUCGACCCAGUUCUUGAUCUUGUAUCUGAAUAUGAUUUUGUUUUUGUCAAAAUGUUGAAUUUUGGCUGAGAAAUGACAAAGUACAGGUCCAAUUUCAGAGUAAAAAACUAGAACAAUUGAGUUUUAUUCAAAAUUUUACCUAUUUUCACAUAUUUUUGAAAAAUCGAUAUUUAAAAUUUUUUUAACUGAAAAAUGUAUUCCAAAAUAUGAAGAUUAAGUUUUUUCUAUGCAACUCGAUGUGCUGUAUCCCACCAUGGCAAAAAACGAAAAAUAAAAUUCUGUAUCUUAAAAGAAAAGGCAAAUAACUAAUGUGUAUAUGUUUAAAAAGUAGUACUUUCUGUGUCGCUCCCCUUAAUGUCCUCACAGAUGUGGACAUUUCAUUAUUAAACACCGUGCAUCAAGACAACUUCACAGAAAAUUUAUUUUCUUGUGUAGUUGUAGAAAGGUUUGUAGCAAUUGUUAUCUACCAUUACAUCUGAAAAUCCUUGUAUUGCUAAAACUAUGGCAAAAGCUUUUAAAAAAAUUCAAAAAUUUGAAACUGUUUAAUUUCAAAGUUAAUUAUCUCAGUCAAGAUCCAUAGAAAAAAAUUUCUUUUUUGCUAAUCGAGAGCUUAUGAAGUCUCUAAGGUUGGAACAAAAUCCGAUUCUGAUAUGACGCUUCGUUAUUUAUCUAUAUCGAUUUUAUCACUGUCCACGGGAAUUUUUUAGAUGAAAAAUCAAAUAUCAGACUUUGUUAGCCUUUAGACGGAUGUCUUAGCGUCAAUUCGAGGCUAAAUUUAGUUCUUCAUGACUUAAACUAGUCGAAAAGUCUUGCACACACAAACAGAUCCAUUUUGCCUCUUUUUUGACACCUUUCGAAUGUUAACAGAUGAAGCAUCGUAAAUGUUAUGGAAACUAUUCUUAAACAUACUCAAGAUAUCCGAAAGUUUUUGCUCAGAUUGUGCCUAUUUUCAUCGAGAUUAUGCUGAUAUCUGUUGAGGGAUGUUAAAACGAAAAAAGUAUCUUACAACGAUUAAAAAUUAUUUACCUUAAUUCGGAAAAUGUUAACAAGUGAAUACCCUGGUUAAUUAGUCUUGUACUGAAUAUGAUGUGCUUACUUUAAUGAAUAGAAUUAUUUGAAUAUAUUUAGGUCAAAAAAAAACUUGGUAGACGUUCGAAAUUUAGUGUCAUGCAGAUUCGUUAUAACGGUUGCAAGGGAAUUUUAUCGGUAAAACCAGAACUUGACAAUCAACAACGUCAAUUAGUUGUUCGAGAGAGCAUGAAAAAAUUCGACUGUGAUCAUUAUAUGUUAGAAGUGUGUAAAAUAUCAUCACCAAGUAAGUGCUUCUGCCGUAAUAGACAAGGAUGGGGAAAAAAAAUCUCAAAUUCAGAACAGUGGUCAUCUUUUUGUGCGUCUGUUAUUGAAAGUUUAUUGCUGACAAAUUCUACAGAGUUAACUCUUAACUUUAACUUAACAUUUCAUUUUUCUAUUGAAGGACCAUUGUACCUAAAUCGUCAAACCAUAGUAUUACUCUCAAAUCGUGGAAUUCCAGACUCAAAUUUUCUCGUAUUGCAAAAUCAAAAUCUUUUGUGGCUUGUUCAGUCAUUUUUAGAUAAUGAAUAUGCCUUAAAACUUUUAAAUGAUAAAGUUUUAGAUGUAUUUCCACUCAAAAAAUUAGCAAAAUACAUCGAUUUAAGCACUGAAAUAUUCUUUAAAGAUUUAUUGAUUGGAUGCUGUUUAACCAAUGUUUUGGAAUUACUAAAGUGA
Didymodactylos carnosus is the source of this 2415-nucleotide messenger RNA. The record is from the annotation of a GenBank genome assembly. NCBI's taxonomy places the organism in Eukaryota, Metazoa, Rotifera, Eurotatoria, Philodinida, Philodinidae.